Messenger RNA from Tremella mesenterica DSM 1558, 1491 nucleotides. RefSeq lists its product as uncharacterized. The record is from RefSeq and is a predicted model, not a curated record. Gene Ontology annotation, molecular function: zinc ion binding; nucleic acid binding. The transcript is spliced from 3 exons. Bases 1 to 1491 code for a protein of 496 amino acids. Lineage: Eukaryota; Fungi; Basidiomycota; Tremellomycetes; Tremellales; Tremellaceae.
AUGUGCAUCACCUGGUUACAGGGUUCAGGAUCCUCGGCGAGGAUCCUUGAGACAGGGGGGGAAACUUGUUACGGGGUAACAACGAAUCGAGAGGACUCUAUCGAGUUCGACGGAUUAGGACAGAGGAAAGCGGGAGUUGGAGGCAGUGCUGCAGUAGGUAGGGACGGGUUUUCCCCUUUCGAGAUUUUCCCCACUGGGUUUGCUCAAAGCGGUUUUUCACCUGUCCGAAGGAGACACGAUCCAUUAGCACCAGAGCCCCUAGAUUUCCACGAGACCUCCAUCAAGUUCGACCCAACCUGCGACCUAGUCGUCGUGUUUCCAGUACCGUUACAAGUUGAAGAAUCAGCCUUACGCACCUUGGGUCGAAUCGGAGAGUACUGUAUGCUCACCAGAGGGAAAGCGCGGAAAAUGAUACCAGAAAAAGAGGAGUUGGAACAAGGGCUGGUCCCAGAGGAAGAAAUACCAACAAGUUCUUCGAGAAGUACCAUUUCACAUGAUCUCACUUCUACUACCACUACCCCAGAUCCGCUAAAUGAAUUAUCGCAGCAGUUGUCACAAUUGUUAGCCAUUAUGACGAUGCAACAGAAAGAACAAAAUGCAUUAAGGGAAGAACUGGCUACGAUGAAAGCUGACCGACAGAACCAACAGAUACUCACAUCGAAAGGGGCAAGUUUGAUCGAAGUCGAAGAAAACAAGCCGUGUUUGGAGCCAAAACUUACCAACAACGAACGAACAGGAAGAACCAGGUGUGCGGAUCCACCUACCUUCAGUGGAGAACGAGGAGAAUUGGACAACUUCCUUGCAGCAUGUCACAUGAACUUCGAAUUCAAAGGGGCAGAGUACGCCACCGAUCGCAGAAAGAUCCUGUUCAUGUACGGGUAUCUUCGAGGCACCCCUCAAAUGCUUAUAACCCCGGCCAUAACCAAUCCAAUGGUAAAUAACACCGACCCUCGAACCAAAUCGGACUGGAUCUAUUUCAAACAGCAUGUGAUAGGGACUGAGGAGAACCAACGGAUGGCUGAAACGAUGAUUGCAGCGAAUCGAUGGGCUGCUAGACGCAAACAUGAGACGACCUGGCUCCCCCCUCGAUCGAAUUCGAUGCGAUUGGAUACUAGUUUGCCCAACCCGGUAGAGCGCCACUCACAAUCGACUGGUAGAGGACCCUUGCCCGGUGGAAAACCAGGGAUGAUGAAUCAUGGUCUACCAAAUGACCCUCCGGUCACUUGGACAGAGGACGGAGGACGUCUCAGCGAGAACGAAAUGACUUGGAGGAGGGAGAACCGACGUUGUCUCAAAUGUAGAAGUCCAGAACAUUACGCCAACAACUGUCCAAAUGGAGGAAAUACGAGAAACAACAUUAGGGGAUCCCCAAACCCGCAUAGCUCACCGAUUCCUAGUGGAUCGAACUCGAUCCCAACUGGAUCCAAAGGGCCAUUAGUUCGAGGAAUGGCGGUGACCUUUGAAGAAGAGGGAAACGACUACCUGGCCUAA